Messenger RNA from Schistosoma mattheei, 201 nucleotides. The record is from the annotation of a GenBank genome assembly. Lineage: Eukaryota; Metazoa; Platyhelminthes; Trematoda; Strigeidida; Schistosomatidae.
AUGUUUACGACGGUUCUAGCUUUGUUUACGUCUUGUGCCUUAUCAUUUAUCUGUUUGAUUACUUUGAAAUAUACGCUUAUUGUAUUGUGCUGGAAGUACAUUUCUACUUUUGCCUACCAAGAAUAUGUCUCUUGUACAAGGAGGAAUUGUAGUGGUUCCUCGUUUUUCAGUAUAAGUAAUAGACAUGGUAUAUCUGUUUAA